GUUGGCUUCUCUACUUCGCCCGCUCUGGAAAGGCUUCCGAAUCCGAAUCUAAAUCCUUGCAGCAGCAGAAAGAACAAAGAAGAAAAUAUUUUUGGUUAUCUAGAAUAUCUCGACUUCAUCUCAUUCCACAAAGUUGCCAAUGGCAUCGAUUGGCGCCGCCGCAAGAGCAGUUCUCCGAUCAAGUUCUGCUCGCAACGCUGCGGCUCGGCUCGCCCCACAAUCUAAAGCUGCACCAUCGCAGUUUCGUGUCUCCUCCAGGAUUCCUCUUUCCAACUGCAUUUACAGGUGUCCAGUUGAAGCGAGUUUCUGCUUGGAAUCGAUGCUGCCGUAUCACUCGGCGACUGCUUCGGCUUUGAUGACUUCGAUGCUCACCGUUUCUCGCCAAAGCUAUGUUUGGCUCUCGGAAGCUUGCAAUGAUGAUGUGUGACUAAUGUUCAGAGGAUUGGAGCAAGUUUAAUGCACUCAAUUCUCCCUUCUAAGAGUGUCUGCGGAUAACAUAGAAGUUUUCAAUGAGCUGAUGAGGAGCCAAGUUGAAUUUCCUAGUCUUUUCAAACCUAGAUGGACCAGUAGAUGGCAUUACGCUUUAGUUCCUAAAAUGUGCUAAUACUUUCUGUCAGUUAUUUGUGUUGCCUUUUGUAGCUCAUAAACAAUUAAUGUGAAAUGAAUCAUAGAUUAUUGAUAAUAUGAUUUUAAUGUAUCACAUUCAUGCUCA
Gossypium raimondii (Peruvian cotton) is the source of this 712-nucleotide messenger RNA. RefSeq names its product protein NUCLEAR FUSION DEFECTIVE 6, mitochondrial. Bases 140 to 427 code for a protein of 95 amino acids. Gene Ontology annotation, cellular component: mitochondrion. The transcript has 3 exons. The record is from RefSeq and is a predicted model, not a curated record. NCBI's taxonomy places the organism in Eukaryota, Viridiplantae, Streptophyta, Magnoliopsida, Malvales, Malvaceae.